This is a messenger RNA of Orussus abietinus, 852 nucleotides long. It is a transcript of the gene Nrk1, whose product is annotated as nicotinamide riboside kinase 1. Lineage: Eukaryota; Metazoa; Arthropoda; Insecta; Hymenoptera; Orussidae. Gene Ontology annotation, cellular component: cytoplasm. The record is from RefSeq and is a predicted model, not a curated record. The transcript has a single exon. The coding region runs from base 175 to 774 and encodes 199 amino acids.
CACGUGAUCCUGCGUAAUCCUACCCGUGAUCAAUCUCUCAACCCAUCUCUGGGUGAGGUGUACAUAUUUAUGUUUUAAGAUCUAUGUGCGAUAACCGCUUGUAAAAAUUAUUUAGCAAAAGAAUGUUUUGAAUAAGGCUUUACCCAAACAGAAGUACAAAGUUAGAAAAUAACCAUGGCAAAGUGGUUGGUAAUUGGUAUUUCUGGAGCCACGUGCAGUGGCAAAACAUCGCUGGCGAAAGAACUCGCUUCAAAAUUUAAGAAUUCACUCUGUAUACAUCAAGAUGAUUAUUUUUUGGCACAGGAUGAUCCCAGGCACAUUGAGGUUCCAGAGUUAAAGCAUUAUAACUGGGAAAUUGUAACAAGUUUGGAUAUGGAAAAGAUGCAUUCCGAUAUAUUGAAAAUUACUAAGUCUUCAUCACUGGAAGAUACGGAGCAGACGCCUAAAAUUAGAAUCUUGAUCAUAGACGGAUUUAUAAUUUUUAAUUAUAAACCGAUCUGCGACUUAUGCGAUUUAAGGUACUUUUUGACAUUGACCAAGGAUCAAUGUUGGGGGCGAAGGAAACAUCGAAAGUACGAUCCACCAGAUGUUCCUGAUUACUUUGAAAGGGUUGUAUGGCCAGAAUAUAUUAAGCACAAAGCUGAAAUUCUAGGAAAUAAGGAUUUAUGUGAUUCUAUAACUUUUCUCGAUGGAACCGAAAAUCAGAAAAUCGUGUUUGACAGAGUUUUCAGCGAAAUCGUUAAAACUGGAGAAAAAUAUAUAAGUUACAACUAACAUAUGUUCCAUGAUGUAUUAGGAAAAGAGGGUGAAGCAGAACUAAUUUUUCUUUACAUAAUAAAGGUGUUUACUUCA